AUGUCAAGACUCUUCGUUUCAACGUACCAAGGCCGAAUAGCGACUCUUACAUUCGACCCGGAGGCGGCCCACCUAGAGGAGAUCGCCAGCACAGAAGACUCCGGCGACCGUCCGACUUGGCUGUCGUUAGACCACAAGCGCAGGAUACUCUACACCACAGAUGGGGGAAGCCGUGGCUCCCUGAAGUCUUUCGCCAUUCAAAAUGACGGUAGUCUUCACCUGCUGGACAGCAUCGGUAUUCCAAAAGGACCGGCUUCGCAGACUCUCCUCCAUGAUGGCCAGCGAAUGACAGUGCCAUUUUAUUACUCAGGCUCAAUCGUAACGUACGACCUCGAAGAUCCAUCCGAUUUGAAAGUGCUCCAGGAGAUAUCGUUCCCGAAUGCUAGCGCAGGUCCAGGGCGUAGACAAGAUCAAUCCAGGCCUCAUAAUACCACCACAGACGCAACAGGACGCUUCAUGGUCAUAGCAGAUCUGGGGGCAGAUAUCGUUCGAGUCUUCAGCAUCGAUGAUUCGAACACACCACUGCGGGAGAUCAGCGGUCUUCACCUGCCCAGACCGACAUUCCCAAGGCAGGUCGCUUUUGUGAGGCUGCCACAUGGCGUGCACAUGUACAUCCUGUGCGAGGACAGUAAUCGCCUGCUGGGUUUCAAAGUCGAUUAUCAGCUCGGCGGCGAGAUGGACUUCACCCCGGUCCAAGAUGUCAAUGUUCUGGUGAGAGAGGACGGAAGUGUGAUUUCGCUGUGGAAAGACCCUUCGACGCCUUCACAUGGAUGGUACCCCAAGGCCUCGCAUAUUGCUGUUUCGCCAGAUAACAAAUUCAUCAUCGUCUCGCUGCGGGGCGACUACUCGCACCGCGGGACCUCACCUGAAGAGACAGUCUGUGAUAGCCUCGUUUCGUACGCCAUUGACCCAGAUACCGGCAUCUUGACAAUUGCAGACUCUGCGAGUAGCGGUGGAAACAUACCCCGGCAUUUCGCGCUGAACAAAGCGGGAGAUCUUGUCGCCGUCGUAGCACAGCGCAAUGGCUGGAUAUCGGUUCUGAAUCGCGAUCCUGGUACGGGCAAGAUAGGGGGCGUGGUGGCUGUCAAAGAUGGGUUUGGAGGAGAUUUUACGGGAUUCCAUGGAAGUCUUCGAGGUCCUGUCAACGUUGUUUGGGACGAGUAA
Zasmidium cellare ATCC 36951 is the source of this 1164-nucleotide messenger RNA. RefSeq lists its product as uncharacterized. Lineage: Eukaryota; Fungi; Ascomycota; Dothideomycetes; Mycosphaerellales; Mycosphaerellaceae. The transcript is spliced from 3 exons. The coding region runs from base 1 to 1164 and encodes 387 amino acids. Gene Ontology annotation, molecular function: 6-phosphogluconolactonase activity; protein binding. The record is from RefSeq and is a predicted model, not a curated record.